Messenger RNA from Erythranthe guttata (spotted monkey flower), 3649 nucleotides. The record is from RefSeq and is a predicted model, not a curated record. NCBI's taxonomy places the organism in Eukaryota, Viridiplantae, Streptophyta, Magnoliopsida, Lamiales, Phrymaceae.
AUUGAUGGUUAGUUUUCUCUCUCUCAAUGGUUCUCAUAAGGGUUCGUCGGAGGUCCUCUUCGCAGUUUUUCGGUUACCAAUUUCCGAUCGAAGUUUCAGCAGAUUUCUUCUACAAGCGGCGACAAUCGUCUCGUUCCUUCAAUCGGUCCCCAGUCGAAGAAAACACGAACAAUUUUACCGGAUCAUAUUCCCAUAUAAAGAGAAAUAAUAAUUUUUGCUCUCAAUGGUUGCAAAGGGUUUAUAUUAGUCAUCGAACGUACCACGCAGCGAUUCUAGACGAAUGCGACGAGAUUAAAUACUUGCCCGGCGUGGAGAACAUUCCUGGAGAAACAUUGAAUAUUGGGUUGCGUAAAGAUAAUGUAACUAGUGAAUUACAUGUUCUUGAUGAUUUUUCUGGAUGUAGAUAUUCGAGCCCCGUGAAGAAAUUGUACAGUGAAGUAUCGAGUCUUUUUUCACGGAUGUGUGACAAUAAUAUUAGCCUAGAUGAUGGAGCUGUAGCUAGUAUUUUACAAGCUUGCACUGGUUCUAAAGUUCCGUUUCAAUUCGUUCAACAGAUUCAUGCUAAGAUCAUCCAUUGUGGUUUGAGUACAAGCCCGCAGGCCUGUAACCCUCUUAUCGAUUUUUACCUUAAGAAUGGAUUUGUAGAUUCCGCAAUUCAAACGUUUAAAAAUAUGUACACAAGGGACAGUGUUACUUGGGUUGCCAUGAUAUCAGGCUUGUCUCGAAAUUUCCGUGAAUUAGAGGGUAUUCUCCUUUACUGUGAGAUGCGAAAAUUAGGAGUAUUCCCCACUCCGUAUAUUUUUUCAAGCAUUAUAAGUGCCUGCUCGAAGAUAAACUUGUAUGAACUCGGUGAGCAACUUCAUGCUCUAAUCCUCAAGUGGGGAUUUUCAUCAGAUCUUUUCGUAUGCAACGCUCUUGUUGCACUUUACUCUAGAUGUGGGAAUUUAACAUUUGCUGAACUGAUUUUCAGAGAAAUGCAGCGUAGGGAUAGAGUUUCGUACAACACUCUGAUUUCAGGACUUGCUAUGCGAGGAUCGACCGAGAAAUCUCUCGAGUUGUUUGAGAAAAUGCACGCCGAGUCCUUCAAACCUGAUAGUGUUACGGUUGCCUGUCUCUUUGGCACCUGUGCAUCAAUGGGGGAUCUUCGUAAGGGAAUGCAGCUGCAUUCGUAUGCAACCAAGGCAGGAAUGUGUUCAGAUAUCAUCGUUGAAGGUUCUCUGCUAAACUUUUACGUAAAAUGCUCCGAUAUUAAAACAGCCCAUAAAUUCUUUCUUGCAACAAAAACAAAUAACGUGGUACUGUGGAAUGUGAUGCUAGUGGCGUAUGGACAGAUAGGCGAACUCGUGGAGUCGUUCCGUAUUUAUUCAAAAAUGCAGAUCGAGGGUUUGCAGCCUAAUGAGCACACGUAUCCUAGUAUUCUAAGAACGUGUACCUCUGUUGGAGCACUUGACCUAGGAGAGCAAGUGCAUACACAAGUUAUAAAAACCGGAUUCCAGCCAAACGUGUACGUCUGUAGCGUUCUUAUAGACAUGUAUGCGAAACAUAGAAUGUUGGAAACUGCUCUCAAGAUAUUCAGACGUCUUAGUGAAGACGAUAUCGUUUCUUGGACAGCCAUGAUUUCAGGGUAUGCUCAGCAUGACAUGUUCUCCGAAGCUCUGAAACUUUUUGGAGAAAUGCAAGAACGAAGGAUUCGAUCGGACAACAUAGGAUUAGCGAGUGCGAUAAGUGCGUGUGCUGGAAUUCAGGCUCUCAAUCAAGGACGGCAAAUUCAUAGCCAGUCUAUUGUUAAUGGAUACUCUUUGGAUCUUUCGGUUGGAAAUGCACUUGUUUGUCUCUAUGCUAGAUGUGGUUGUACACUCGAGGCACACUUGGCUUUCGAGAAAAUGAAUGCUAGAGAUAAUGUCACAUGGAAUGGAUUGAUAUCGGGUUUUGCACAGAGUGGGAAGAGUGAGGAAGCACUGAAGCUAUUUCCUCAAAUGAUUCGAGUUGGAGAAGAGGCUAAUAUGUUCACCUACGGGUCUACUGUUAGUGCAGCAGCAAAUUUAACGAAUUUAAAAUUAGGUCAGCAAGUCCAUGCCAGAACAAUAAAAACAGGGUUUGAUUAUGAAACAGAAGUAUGCAACGUAUUGAUUACAUUGUAUGCAAAAUGCGGGCGCCUCGAUAGUGCUAGGAGGGUGUUCAUCGAGAUUCCUCACAAAAACGAAGUUUCUUGGAAUGCUAUGAUUACUGGUUAUUCUCAACACGGAUACGGUAAGCAAGCUAUACAACUUUUCGAGGAUAUGAAAAUAUUCCAAAUGAUGCCGAAUCAUAUAACGUAUGUGGGAGUUUUAUCUGCAUGCAGCCAUGUGGGAUUGGUUGAGGAAGGGCUUAGUUACUUCAAAACGAUGAGCGAACAUCAUGGUUUAGCACCAAGAAACGAACACUAUGCCUGUGUGGUUGACGUUCUUGGAAGGGCAGGUCAAGUUUCCCGCGCGAGAGAAUUCGUGGAGUCUAUGCCAAUCGAACCGGAUGCAAUGGUGUGGAGGACCCUCUUAAGUGCCUGCACGGUUCACAAGAAUAGGGAAAUUGGCGAAAUCGCAGCGAAGAAUCUUCUAGAAUUAGAACCGAAAGAUUCCGCUACUUAUGUUCUAAUGUCCAAUAUGUAUGCAGUUACUGGUAAAUGGGAUUAUCGGGAUCGAGUAAGACAGCUCAUGAGAAAUAGAGGUGUGAGGAAAGAACCCGGCCAGAGCUGGAUCGAAGUAAAGAACUCAGUUCACGCGUUUUUUGUCGGUGACAAGCUCCACCCUCUUGCAGAUCAGAUUUACAAUUAUUUGAAAGAUUUGAACGAGAGGGUGGCUGCGAUUGGCUAUGUGCAGGACUACAGUAGCCUAUGGAAUGAUUUGGAGCUGGAGCAGAAGGACCCCACUGCACAUAUCCACAGUGAGAAGUUGGCCGUUGCUUUUGGACUUAUGAGUUUGUCUGAGAUGAUUAUUCCUUUGCAUGUGAUGAAGAACUUGCGCGUUUGUAGCGAUUGCCAUAAUUGGCUCAAAUUUGUGUCGAAGAUUGUCGAUCGGACUGUUAUCGUACGCGAUUCGUACCGCUUCCAUCAUUUUGAAAAAGGAGUUGGUUCGUGUAAAGAUUACCUGGUAGUUUGGAACAGAUCUAGAUGGUUUUACACCUGCCAUUCAGUGAUGAGGUGUAACUUUGGCAGAAAUCCUACUGAAGCUGAAUUUCAAGAUAUGAUCGAUGAAGUUGAUGCCGCAAAUUGGACCGUUGACUUGCAUGAAUUCUUGAACUUAAUGGCUUGGAAGGUGAAGGACGACUCGGAGAAGGAACUUAAAGAAGCUUCUUUCAAGGUGUUGGGUAAAGAUCAAAAUGGUUUCGUUUCUGCUGCAAAGCUCCGAUAUUUGAUGACCAACCGUAUGGAAAAACUGACAGACGAGAAAGUUGACGAGACGAUGCGUGGAUGAUGUCAUAGAAGAUAUCCUAAAGUAUGCAAUAUGGAAAAUAAAAUAAAAUAAAUUAUUUUUCCUCUUGAUGAAACUGCUGUGUUUUCUUGGAAGCUGACAAUGAACCCUAUGUUUAUGUAAGUUCGAUCGAUUUUGAAGGACCCUGAAAUACUUACGAAGCUGUAGUAGACUACGUUGCAUGUUUGUUUGGAUAUUUUUCU